Molecule: messenger RNA, 1887 nt
Organism: Xenopus laevis (African clawed frog)
Lineage: Eukaryota; Metazoa; Chordata; Amphibia; Anura; Pipidae
Product: tripartite motif-containing protein 14
Exons: 2
Coding region: 728-1561 (277 amino acids)
Source: RefSeq, a predicted model, not a curated record
GACGUUGCACCGUUCAGCCAAUGGGAAAAGACCCUCCGCACCAGUUGCGUGUGAAAAAAAACCUUACACAAUCGCGCAGCGGGCUGAGGGUAAUACUCAUAAAAGGGGGCGGGUUUUGAAAUAAUCGCUAUGUGAGGCCGGCGACAUCACGGGUGCGUUUCACCGACCCCAGCGUUGGACAGAGGGACUCUGGAUGUGUCGUUCCAUUUCCGGUGGGCGGAAGUAGGUGCGAGUGACGCUGGCGCGGGGGCUGCUGGGAAGAAGGCAAAGUGGCGCCAUCUUGUUAUGCGCGGUGGAGGCGGAUGCGUGCGCUGAGCUGUAGGUGGAGAGAUGCCGUGUGAUGUGUGGGAAGGAAUAGUAGCUGCACUUAAUAAUCUGAGGCAGGAGGUCCAGGAAACUGACCCUUACAUAGAGGGAGAGAGGAACUGAGAUGAAAAGUCACUGAGGGUCCAACCCCAGAGAUAGAAGAGCAAGUUCUGACCCCAGAUGAAGACUAAGGGAAUCUGAAGAACUUACUCUGAAGAGCAAGUUCUCUAAGGAACUGACCCCAGGGAGAGUUAGACUGGGGAACUGACCAGGAACAAACAGGUGGAAGUUAAUAAUGAGGAAUUGACCCAAGAAGGGAGUUUAGAGGUCACUGAGACACCCCCUGAGAGCACCCUGAGACACUGGCCCCAGAGAGGGUUGCUCAGAGAGAGAGAGAGGGGCAUCAGAAGAACAAGGGCAGAUGGAGAAGCCAACGAAGCCCCUGAAGAAGCGCAGGAGAGAUGUUGAGGAGAAGGAAGAUGGAGUCCCAGAUCUGAUCCAGCAGCUUGAGAUUGAGAAGAAUGAGUUGGCCAAGAAGAUCCGUCACAUUGAGAAGAUGUGCAACAUGGCUGAUCCAAUAACUGUCCUACAGGGACCAGAAUCUGACGGAUCAGUUAAUUGUGGUACCGAGGGGGAGGAUAAUGAGGACGGUGAGACGGAGGAUGAGGAGGGAAAAUCUCCUGCUCUGGCCAAUGACCUUGAUUGUAAGUCCUCAGUGUAUGGGCAGCAGGCGACUGGCAUGGAGCUGGAUGUGGGCACUGCCUCUAGUCUCGUUGUCAUAUCAGAGGACGGCAAAACCGUUUCCUUCACGCGAACAGACCAGCGUCGGCCACUUACCCCCAAGAGAUUCCAGGAUUAUGCCCAAGCCUUAUGCACCAGGAAGUUCACCUCGGGCCGACAUUACUGGGAGAUCGAAGGCAGCGAACUGGGUUACUGGUGGGUGGGCGUUUCCUAUGCGACUGUAGAGAAGGGCGGAGACUUGUCCAGCCUGGGCAAUAACAGCAAGUCGUGGUGUUUGUACCGGUGGAACUAUAAGUAUUCAGUGAGACAUAACGGCAAAGUGACGGAUUUAAUCCUCCGACCUUACUGUGGCAAUAUCCGAAUCUUGUUGGACUACGACGCAGGUCACCUGACCUUCUAUGAGCUGUCCGACCCAAUGCGACACUUGCACACGUUCACUGCCACCUUCACUGAGCCACUUCAUGCGGCAUUCAGGGUAUGGGGGGAUGAUGCCUGGGUAAAGAUCGUUAGCUAAUGAGAUAUGUCUGUAGGGUCAGCUGAUAUGCCCCGCCCAUAAUCUUUAUAUUGGAAGUGAGUGCAGCAGCCAAUCAUGAGCAGCCUCCCUAGCCAUAAUAUACACCGACAUCAUCUACAGACACAGCUUCUCAAGUUUUGGUGGUUGCUUUUGGGGGGCACGAUGUGCAGUAUUUCCAUGGCAACCAUAGAGGACAGUGACUUUUUGGCACUCGGAAUUAAGGGGCGGAGACUCUUAUUUUCAUGGUUUAAGAAGACAAGAAUGUAUCCAGAUAACUAAUGUAUAUACAGGUAAUUUGUAGCCAAUAAAUGUUCUGCUCAUCUGGA